This is a messenger RNA of Amoebophrya sp. A25, 30438 nucleotides long. The record is from the annotation of a GenBank genome assembly. Lineage: Eukaryota; Dinophyceae; Syndiniales; Amoebophryaceae.
AUUUUUGGAAAGGAUCAUGUAACAGAGUGGAGGUACUACUGCUGGUUAAGAGAAGCUCGAGGGAGAGGGACACUAGAGCCGAGAAAAAGGGAAGAAACCACCAUCAUCCUGUGUCCUUCCGUCUUUGAGUUCGUCUCCAUCCUUUCCCUGUUGUAAGCCUCCCUUUCCCUGGUCCAUCUCAUUAUCUCAAUCAUAGCCUUCUUUUCCACGACAUCAGUCUAAAGGAUCACUGUCACUCUCAUCCAAAUUAUAGGAAGGGGGUACCGCAAAAAUGAUGAAGAAUGCCAGAGAUCAUUUAUGGUUUGCAUUUUCUUUUCGAGAAAAUGAACAACAACUACACAUAACGAGAUGUAUAGCACGCCGGGCAUCGUUCUCACUUCGAAGGCCCUUCGUAGGCGUUACUAGCGAGGACACGCGCGCCAUCGUAGGAAUUAAUGUCGCCGGUCUUGACGAACCGAGGCGCUGACUGUGCAUGAAUGAAUGCACGAGAUGAACAACAGCAGCAACAUCAGAAGAUAAAUAUCCCAAGGAAAUGACCAACAACAGAAGCUGAGUACCCCAAGGAAAUGACCAACAAUAGAAGAUAAAUACCCCAAGGAAAUGAGCAGCGACAUCGGGAGAUGAAUACUCCAAGGAAGCAAUGAAUAGCAACAUCGGGAGAUAGAUACCCCUAGGGACAACUAUUAUGAGGAGCACAAGAACAAUUCUGCAGAUGGGAAUUGCAGCAGAGAACUCAUUGUGCGAAGAUGUUUGCUUGUCGUGGUCCUCUCACUGCCUUCCUUUGGGCUCCCAAUGCGUGGGUCUUUUUGUUUUUACUUGGCAGUGCUUGGAGCAGAAAGCGCUACCGUACGCGAAGGUCCUCGCUUGCAGUCGGGGAUCCAGAGCAAGACUACAGCAGCCGAAUUAUGGUCGUCUAAGUAUUAGUAUUCAUCUAAGAAAAAGAAUUAUUUAUUAAUCAGCAUGCAUCGUCCUGGUCCAUCUAAAAUGUCGUACUAGCUGAGGUUUUCGUCUCUCCUGAUUUAAACAUGAGAGAAAGAAAGUGAGGGCGCUGUCAUAGCCAGCCUAGCGGUGAAUGCUGUUUUGAGGGUCCACCUCUGCUUCAGCUCUAACACCACAGCCACGGUCAAGAGCCGCGCCACAGUUGUACCGAACACUAGUGGAGGACAAGGACACAGCAGCACCUCCACGGCCUUUGACUCCAGCUUCUUGGAAACGCUAACAACAUCUAAGCCACUUCCAGAAGGCUUCUCCAAACAUUGGGAUACGGUGACUGAAGCUGAUGCGCGAAAAGACGUCGGCCCCGAAACUAAGCCAAGUCUACACGUACAGGUAAUAGGGCCAAGUCCGCAAGUGGAAGUGGAACUCAAUUUCCGCACGAAUCACGCAAAGGGAGUGCACUUGCCGACGCCGAUUGUUUGGUUCGAGGCACUAGAUCUUACUUCCAGAACGCAUACUAUGGACCGAAGAGAAGCGCAAACAUUCGGGUAUCCUACAAUUUCUGCAAUCGGCGGACCCACGUUUCUGUCGCCAAUCAGCGGAGUCGACAAAGAAGAAUGGGUACUGUGGGAUACAAAAAAUGACCCGGAGAAGAAGGACGCGGAGUACCGGUUCAGCGACGCUACCACCUUCGCCAUCAUCUCAGCAGCACAGAAGCAAGCAAUCUAUGACAAUGCCGGCAGCAGCACACUGUAUGAGGUUGAGGACGUUGCCACGGACGAGAUACCAGCCGGGGCGAAUGAACAUACACCUUCUAGUGGUGGUGGUGGUCAUAGCGGCUCAUCUCCUAAAGGACAAGCUGAGCAAAGCACUGCACCUUCUAGUAAAAGUGGUGGACGACAAGCAGCCGAGGCACCCAAAGGGUUCUCGAACUCUUGGGCUGGAUUGACUGAACGUGGGGCGCGUGAACAAGUCGGCGGCGAUACUAAGCCAAGUCUACAACUCAAUCUCCUCCCGCAUGUCAAGUUCGUCGUGACUUUGCUGGUGAGUGACGGGACCGAGGAAGGUGCUGUUUGGUUCGAGCUACCGAAAUGGGGUACCCUUGUGGUGAGUCGGGAAAUCACUGUUAUGCAAGGACAUCGUAGGUGUUCGUCAUAACUGAUUGGGGCGAUAACAAGUGCUGGCAUCGGUUUUACUUCAUAUGUCGGAUUCUUAUCGAGGGGGCCGCGCAUCCUACACGCGGUGCACGUGAUGGCCACACGUGUAUAUCGUUAUCGCUAUCGCUAUCGCUUUCACUAUCGCACUUUCGAACAUCUCCUAUCCUUUCUGUAUCGGCAUCGCUUUCAUCUUGUCUCCUUUAGACUGUCACGUCGCGAACUCCAAAACAGUACGAAAGUGCCAUAAAAUUUAAAAAAAAAAAAAAAAAAGAGCAUAAAAUCAGAAGCAGAGAAAGCCUACAUAAAAAUCAAACAAUCACAGCCUUGCGCUCGCCUCCAACUCAUACCUUGGACACCGAUUGGAACUUCUACUCAGUAGGUUUCGCAACUCAAGUAAAUCAUUAAAGAUGCAGCACGAGCCCGAAGAGGUUGAGGUGCGUGAAGGCCACGCAUCUGUCCUUAAAUUAACAUGCCACAAGGAUGAUUUCGUCCGUUACCGUGCAGAUGUGAAAAUCAACUGUGUGGAGUGGCGCUAUUAUCCAGGUGUUGCAUCAGGUAGCCUGCAGCUACGCAACCACUCAGUCGACGAAAUCCUUGCUGAAAUCUUUUGCGACAUCAGUCUCCAACUAGCUCACCAUCACAAACGCAACAGCAUAGCUCUCGGGCCUGACACUACUUUCGACGUUGAAGGCAUCGGCGCAAAUAUCGACUCUCAGUUCCUCACCAGAGUCCGCUCUGACGGGACAUAUAACAAAUUCCCUCUCGAUCUCGAUUUCGACGAACCCCCAUCGAAGAAACGCAGCAAGUCAUCACAAAACAGUCUCGAUUCCAACAGUAGUGGACUCUUACCAAUCAUCACAGUAGUCGCCUUAUACAGCUUGGAGCUUUCUCCGUGGCUUCUGGUGUACUCAGUCCAGUGCGAGCCUUUCGAUAGCUCGACAUCAAAGAUCUUUUCAGGCGCCAUUACUUUCCACAACCACAAAAGCAUCUCCAGGGACGCAUUUGACUUGUGGCUACUUAGAGACCUGAACAAAAAGCAAAGCCUCUACUUAUCACACAAAACCCAAGUAACGCACUUAGACUUGAACAACGAGAGCUACAGCAUCUGCUUCAAAAAUCACAUCCAACUUCGUGAUCUCCUUCAAUCGCUAACCAAACAUCAAACGACGUCAAACAUGUCGAGCACUAUUUCUUGUGUUGAUGAAAUCGUUGCGGUGAAGGGAGAUGGUGCUGAGUUUUCCUGCCAUGGACGCGUCCACCCGCCUUCCAAGGCAGCAAGCUCCUACUACUUCCACAUCGCGCGCCCGGAAGGCUUCAACUGUACGAAUGACAUCGCCAACAUCUUGCCAGACCAGAUCCGCAGUAAAAAGGAAUGGCAUACGGCGGUCCUCUCUCAGGAGUUCCAAGAUAAGCCAGUAAAGGAUCUCCUCGACAACUGGUUCUUGGAAACAGAGCCGCACUCCAAUAACAUCUUCAUGAGCAAGAUUAGCGAGAUCUGUCACAACGCGUCUCCGUUCGCAGCAGGAAAUCCCAGCUCUUGCCGACAAAGAAGCCGUUGAGCUCAAGCGUCUGUGUCCUAACUGCGUAGUAAACGUCGACUGUAACAGUAACUCUUGUGCACGUAUCUGCCGCGCAGAGACAGCCCGCAACAAAGUUACAAUGGCGAGGCUCUCCGAAAGUGAAACGAAGGUAUUGUAUAGAAGCUCCCGCAAAAGCAAACUCCAUUAGUGAAAUCUAUGCUACAUCUCGAACACCUAUCGAACCCAAUAGUUGAAAACCAGUAAAGCGUCUCGCUUCCAUCUCUCACAACAGGCCGUCACGGAUAUGGCCGAGGCACAGAAGAACUGUUGGGAGGUGUCAGUGACUGGCGAGCUCACCGCCGCGAAAGUCAAAGCGUUCGGACAGUUGUCGAAUUGCUUGGAUCAGUUCUCCAUCAACCCGCACUACUCGAAAGCGAUCAACUGCUCAACCUUCCAUUCGGUUUUGAUUUUCGCGGCCAUCUUUCCGCACUACGGCGGAGCAAUCGCAGCAGUCCUUACCUUCACCGCGUGGGAAGACAUCUCGGCUGUCUGCCGUCUCAUCUCGAUACUGGCGCACGUUUAUGGGGACAUGCCGUCACUCACACCGCAAAAGGUAUACUACAGCUUCCAGGUCCAAUCGUCAAUAACCACACAUCACACGAGACUCAGUUAUAUCGACCUCACAUUCCUCCUCUCACUCCCAAACCAACAUAUCGCAGGUUAUCAUCGGUCUCGCGUACACCAUCCCCAAAGGGGCGAAACAAAACACCCAGCUCAGACAGUGGAACAUCCGCAACAAAUAUCUUGCCGAUAUCAUUUUCGCAGGGGAAACGUGGUCGAAAGCCGGCGUCGAAGCUGUCCGUGCGUCAAUUCGAAACGCCGACUGCAAGUUCCCUUCCUCCCGUGAACCGGAGAGCGAGGGAGCCCAGCCUUGUAAUCCAUGGAUUCUUGGGUGACCUUCGAUCUCUAGGGGCGAACCUUUCCACCAUGACUGAACAAGUCAACGACCUACCAUCGUCACAGCGCAUCAACCAGGAUAGCACGCCCAUCAUCGAUGAUCACAGCUCCAGCUCGAGCUGUUGCAGGAAGUAAAAAGCUUUGUCUUGUGGCGUGAGUCAGAGCAUCUCCACUGACCCAGUACGGUCUCCAUCGAAUUCUGAAGAGUAAAAUCAAGACUCCAAUAACGGGAGCACUGGAGCAUAGGCCACUACAGUCAAAUUGUUAAUUUGUAACAUCUUGCAUGUCAGCCCGCAGCAACUUUGGCAUGAAUUUCACGAGCAAAGGAAUUGCCACCCUCAUCGAUUUACCUAAACCCAAACUCUCGGCAUGCAUCACCAUAAAGGACGCCUCGCAUCAUGCUCCGGAACAGUAAUAACGAUGACAUACCUCAACAAUAUGGCAGCACUACCUUCACGGAACCACAUCACAUCCAAAAACGCCACAGGAUAGAGAUUGUCUUUUUUACUAACUCAUAUAGAGUAACAAAAUACUAACAUACUUCGAAUCAUUGCGAGAUGUCAUUUACACUUCAACAAGUUAACAGCCGACUGGAGGAUGGUAGCCCAUCCACCACCGACAACACUAACGACCUGCUCGGAGGCUUUAGCGAAGAAGAAUGGGAUGCUUGGUGGGCUGGCUGGCAUUCCAGCAAGGGCACAACUAACACAACCACUACUAACGCACAGUCUUCCACGAAUGUUUUUGAUGGCGAUAAAGAAAAUUGGCGUCAGAAGUUGAAAUCUAUCACAAAAGAAGCUUUCAAAUUCAGAGAAUUCAAAAUGCCGGACGAGCCCGCUGUCCUGCCGCCACCGCCUGUCACGCACUUCAAGUGCAUUGCGUGUGACACCGAGCAAGACACUGCCGCAAAGUACAUCAUCUGCAAUGCAGUGAAAGCUGACGGCUCCAGAUGCAAGAAUGGCUUAUGCAACGACUGCAAGAAAAGUUCUGGCGCAAUCCUUCACAAUCAACAUGCUUCACGUCGUUGCACUCGACACACCCUCCAGAACGAUCUGUCCCAUGUGCAACAACGUCAAACAAGCGGAACGCAUGAAAGAUGUCGAGCGUGUUUUUUCGGUAUUUGUUUUCCAACCUUAUCUUUGAAACUUGAAAGUAUAGCUUCAUCUUUCAUAAGCUUCCUCGGCUGUCUUCAGUUUCGACGAAUCACCAACUUCAGGCCGCGCGCGGAGAUGUUUCCUUAGGCCCGACCAUCGUCUCAGAAUAUCCAUGGUUCGCCGAGUACUCAGCAAUGAAAGGCCAAGAAAAAGCCGACGCAUGCGCCAUCCUGAAGCGCCCCCCCAUGCAGGAUCAGAACAAAGUCUCGACCUUGUCGCCCAGCGAAAUCCUGAUGCUAAACGCCAGCCACAGCUCUACGGGUGGCCAGUCAAUCCAGAAAGCAGUGAAGCAGUUGCAAACUAAAGGCCGCGAACAUAUGAAGUGGAGCAAACUCCUCCUGACUAGUCAAGGCGGCAGCUUCCUAGUGUGUAGCAACCACUUGACCAGACUCAUCUCCAUGCUCUCAGGUGAGCCAGUCAGUAUCCUGGCAAACUAUGCAUUGUUCCUUGUGCAGUAUCGUCUCGAUAUGACCAACCUGCUUUCGUCCUCCAAGAAAGCGAAGAACAACAAGCAUCACCUUGAGCAGACGCUUUCGAACCUGUGCUACCUCAUCUACUUCACCUCGCGCAAUUGGGGUAAGGGCAUCAAAUUGAGGAGCCGCAUCGAUGAAACUCGUCAAGGUUUCUACAACAUGGCGCACCUGCCUCAAGUGACUACCGCCUGUACACGUAACACGCAAAGCAAGGGACUCAUGAAGGUACUUCUCUCCUCUCUGUCGUUAUCAAAAUUAUUCCAACUCAAGUUCCUCGAAUAAUAUUACCUAUCUCAACGUGUUUUCAUCCUACAAGUCUUAUCGCAGCCCAGUCUUGGGUUUGUCAAGCUAUAAUCUACUCGCAGGCCCUUAUGGGUGAAGUCUCCGCGCAUGAAUUGGACGAAGCUCGCGUGGCCGCCUCCAAACGCACAAGCGCACCUGCUGACCUUUAUUCUGUUUCGGGAGGUCAGUCGUCAUAUCAUCGCACAACCCCGAACAAGUUUGGUCGCCCGUCCGUGGCUGGGGGUGGAGGCAACGCUAACUCCAGCACUCCAAGCAACAAGGGGCAGAACUAUGGCAUCCAGUCUAACUCUGAUCGUAUCGCCAGUAUCCUCCACGGGGCAGCGCACAACGCUGAAGCCGCAGCUGCGGCUUUCCAGGCCUGUCUUACCAUCGAUCGGAAAGAACCCUACAACUUUUUCACCAACAACAUGCUGUGCCGCAACUGCUUCAACCUGGGCAAGGGAACCAAUGUCACUCAUUCACUUGGCUUCAACUACUGCGAGGAUGCUGGUAAUGCCUGCGCCGUUGAGUGCAAAAUCUGCUACAACCACUUCAGCAAGACCGUCGCUUACCAUUGGCAGUCGCAGUGUCCGCACAAGGAUGGUCUGCGUGUAGUCGAAGAACAUGCAAACAAAAAGGGGAAAGGUAGCAAAGGUGGAAAAGGUGGAAAGAACAAGAACAGAGGCCCAUACAAAUGAUGGAGCUACUAGCAUUUCAUCUCGAAGAUACUUUGCGCCUACCAUCCUCACAGUUGUAUCGUUGCGGAAACCAAACUACUGCAUGAGUUUCGAGGUCCCUGCAUCAGUCAUCGCCGUGGCCGGAGGCCGCGAGAUGUGAAAUGAAUGCAAAUGCGGACUCCUGCUGAUCUGCUCGGGUUCUCUCUAGUCGGUGCGUAUACUAUCGGAGAUCAUAGGCGACUAAAUAAGAACUUCACGCUCCGGAGAUCUCAGAUAGUCUUCUGGAUGGUCUUCGGAGAGGGCUGGGGAACUCCCCGCGAGUCCACUCUCUCACCUCAACCAAACCAACGGCGUCACCAUGCGCCGCGUGAUUACCAAAUCACGGCUAUGAAUACCAACGGUGCCACCAUGCGCGGCGUGAUACCAAAUCACGCCUACCAAUGCCAACGGUGCCACCAAGCGCCGUGCGAUCACCAAAUCACGCCCACCACCACCACCACCACUACCAAUAGCGGCCUUCCCCCGGCUACAGCCUCGUAUAGGCUGCUCGCUGGAGCAGGCUUCUACUGCUGAAGCACGUUAAAACGCCGCUUGUCCCCUUAUGGACCCGCGGCAAUAACAUGCACAGCCGACGAAAGCACACAACUAACUACGUACAGCCAAGCGCUAAAAGAAGAUCCAAGGAACAUGUCCUGCGGUAAUACCAUCCCCCUGCGGGGAGCGGCUACCCUUCCUAAGGGGCUGAUACCUGAAGCCAACCUUACACCCGCAACAGGGCCGAAAUAAUGAAGUGGGUCCUUGUUCAGUAUAUCCCCUGUUUUUUAACCGACUUAAGGGCUCCGAUCUCCACGAGAGAACGAGCGAACCACCGACCAACCCGUGUGCGGGGGGGGAAGUUUUUUGUUCCCACUGACGGCUCACAUGAAGCAAAGUUCUGUCUCUUGCACACGAGAGGUCAGAUGUACGAGAUCCAAAAACCUGCCGAGAAGUGAAUUAGGGGCGAAAAGGCCCGCCCUCGCUCUACUCCGCAAACAUACUAUGGCCUACUCUCAAACCCUAACGGGGAGAGAGAACCACGACAGGGGUGGACCGUGAAACCCUUUUACUGACCGACGCAUCCUAAUCACCGUUUCAGGAAUGAAAGAGACCGACGACCUCAAAACUUGCGGAUCCCGUGCUCUGUUUUUUCUCGUUCAGCGAUCUGAACUUAAUGCGAUCUAAAGUAGACAAAAUUACGCCACUUAGGCCCACCGUAUGGCGCGCCGAAACUUGAAGAAAGCCUGAAUACUGACGGCUACAAGUGGCAUUUUACGAAUAACUGACUAAGCCAACAAAACAUACGUCAGCUACCACUCCACCACUUGAAACCACGACAGCGCUUACGUUCACCUAAACCCAGGGAAAACACAAGAGGAAACUCUUAAAAAAUCUACUUCGCUCUCAAGUGCCAAAGCUACAAAAUGGAGGCACAGCAACGCCCUACCAUUGCCUUCGGGCAAAACGAAACCAGGCCACGUUGGUGCGGGACUUGACUGAGCCAGAAUUGGCUGCGGUCUAUGUCCUCAACAAGAGCAUGACGCUCAUCCUGGACCCUCCUUCCCGCAAUUGAAGGAGGACUUGGAUGGAGUCAUGGCCGCCCUCACUACCAUGCGGGUUGGUCUAAAUGGCGUUCCGCUGCCGGCCGAAGCAGGCCAAAAUUGGAUCAAGGCUUAUUUGGCCUAUGUUUCGAUCGUGGAAAAAUAUCACAAGGAGAAUACUUUUGGCGCGGCCUCUUUUACCAGACAGCGGAUCUCUGAUUGCUUCAACGCGUUACCGCAAAUUGUGUUGCAUCCAAACUACAUGGAACUCACAAAAGCAUCAGGAGGAAGACGCGGCAUUGAGGCAGUCCGUGAACACUGUGAUGUGGAUAUCCCAGCCUGUUUACAGGGUGCAGGAAUCCACAGUGGCUACACCUUUCUUCGCGGACACUUCGCCGACAACAGCCUGGAACUACCGGACGGCUUCGGCCAACCUCAAGGCCUACCAGUGCCACCUGCUCAACUUCAACCACCUGCCCAACCGCCGGCUGACGUGGCUGCUAUGGUGGCGGCUCAGGUCACCGCAGCUCUGGCGACCAUGAAGGAGAAACUCGACCAGGAGUACGAGGAGAAACCCAAGGAGGUCGUCGCCAAGUUCAAAGAAGAGGAGCAGACCACCCCGAACUGUAACGUCGCUAAACCAGACGAACGCGGCAUCUACCCAGAUGCGGCGGCAACUGGCUACCGUACCAAGAAAGAAGCCUCGGACGCUCCGGGCUUCGAAGACCCUGACGAGCCGGGCCCCAUCGCGGUCAAUACGCUCCGGCCUCUUCGCCUCCCGCAUGGUGAUGAACAAGAUCAGGGCAUCUCUUUCCCGAUCACAUGGGACGGAAAGGAUGACGCUAUCCUCCACCUCACAGGCCUCGACCUCAGCAACCAACUCACCUUCACCUGGAUGGCCACGCCAGGAAAUGUCGCCUCUUACAAGGGAACCGUCCUCGACACCCAGAGCCUAGGCGGAUUGCUUUCGGCCGUGGUCUACCCGAACUGCCAAGCUAACUUGCAGGCUUACCCCCGCCUCGUCCCGACCGUCCACCUCGCGCCGACCACGCUUUUGCACUGGGUUGCGACACAUACACCCACGCAGAAGGCCAGCGCCAAAGCGCUGGCGGCCUGGUUAAUCUUGCAGGGUAUUGGUUCUGAGCGGUCGUUUCUCACAAAAUUCCUCACCACAAAGGAAUUUGAGACCUCGCCCAAAACCUUUAUUCUGUUUAAGAAUAUUGGAGGACCGUCGUGCCAAGACCUCGUGUCCACUGCGCGACGCCUGCUGUCGCUUGGUUCGGCUAAAGUCCGCCCAACUAUUCCUCGUGUUUUCUGGAAUGGAUGGAACCUCAGCUACUCGCACGCCCUCGAACGCCGGAGUCAAGAGGACUUGCGAGGUGCCUUGCUGGGAGCAACAGCAACGUGGGGAGAGAAUGAAAAAUUGACUACAGAUGCGGAAUUUGCCAUGUGGACGACGAUGAGCAUGGCGCAAAAAUUUGCACUGUAUAUAGGGGAGGCCCCUAACAUUGACGAAAGCACUAAAUUGGUCUCCCCUUUUCGUUUUUCAUUGUCCGGAGUGGCGAGGAGCGCGCUCGUGUUGCACUUCAUACCCAUGACGCUGUGUGCGCACGUGCAUGACGAACUUCGCAAAAACAACAUGUCCGCCAUGCAGUUCCUAACACGACAUCAACAAGAACUACAGCAAUCUUCUCAAGUUCGCUCUGCGCAGUGGGGGAAAGACAAACAAAACAACGCCACAGCGUCUCCCUCUCCCGCUGCUGCUGAAAAGCGAGCUAAUGAAGAGGAUGAAGACCAAGGUCCACCACAUGCUCCCGGAACUAAGCGCCGCAAGAAGAAUAUGAGGAAGGGCCACGCGAUCGCCUCCUCUACCACUCCCAAGAAGGGCGAGACCAACGCCGGAGAAUGCCAACCCUGGUGGAACUGGCAGGCGCCGCCGGCUAAGGGUACAGGCAAAAAAGGCCAACCUCCUGCAGCUGCGGCACCAUCUGCUGCUCCCAGCCAGGCCGAUACCUGCCAUUGGGUGUUGGCACCGGAGAAACAGUGCUACAAGUCCUGGGAUUCCAAGAACAAUGUCUGGUGGCAUGACACCAACUGGAAACAGACGGCCGCACUCAAGAACUCCAAGCUACGGCGAAAACUACUCACUCCCCAUAACUAUUUAUUUUUGUAACCUCUGUUGAACCAUCCAUCUGUCACAUACCUCUGUCGCCUCUAAUCACCGAAUGGGCCGUCGACUUACCGCGCGGCCGCAAGACCACUGAAACACCUCACCAAGAUCAGCCGCCAGCUCCUCCCUCAGACACUGACGCACCGGCCAACCCAUCGGGUCAGCCUACGGCUGCAAAGUGUAAACAGCUGAGUGCUGAGCUAAUCCACCGUGGCACUGUACCGGUGUGGCGCUCCUGGACGGAGCUGGUGGCGGACGGAUGGACCUCGGUGGCCACGACGAACAAGCCUGAUCCGAAAACAGGUCGCGCGUGCAAAAACAACUAGUACUACUCCUUGUGGGCUGCCGGUGUCUAGAGACGGGAUCCCUGAGCCCCCAGUGGUUCAAUCCGCGUCCAAACACGACAAAUGCCAGUUGGCUAAGGACGCCUGUGCUUGCUACCACAUCUUCCACAAAUGCGCUUUCGAUGAGAAUAAUCUUGCCUGCCCUUUGAUCCACCAGUGGCCAACAGAGGACGCAAGUAUGAUUGUUAAACGCAAGUGGAGUGAGGCGGUUGUGGCCCAGUCUAAAUAAGAAAGAAGAGGCGUGGAUCCCGAGAGUCCGCAACCGAGACUCUCGACCAUGAAGCAGGGCGCUGAGACAACAUUUCUCAGAUGAACUCGAUGAAACCGCUAUGACGUCAUGAACCUCACCACUUUGUAGUUGAGAUGAAGUAAGAAAAAACCAACCUCAGCUAGAACUACUGCCAUCAGGCUGUGUUCUCUCUACCGGAAAACCCAGACUCAUGCCUGCACUCAAAAACUUGCGCAGCGCCAGCAUGUGGGUGGUCAAAUGUACCUAGUGGAAACAAGUCGACCACUCAUCACCUAUGCGCCUAAAUCUGCGACUCUCGGCACCAAUCACCAAUGCAAAACAAUGAAACAGCUAUUAUGUUGGGAUGAAUGGGGCCGAUCUCGAAGUGCCCCCCCCCUAAUAGGGGCACGCCUUGCCUUGUCGCAGGCAACGAAAUUGCUAGCUACUGACUGACUAUCUAUGUUAACUACCAAACCAUACAAAACCACUACCAACUUUAACUAAGCCCUUGGGUAAAGCGAUCCCAUAACGCCACUCACUACCUUUACCAACCAAACCACCUCCAGGGAAACAGCACUAACGUGUCCGCGCAUACGUGUUAAAGACAAAUACUCACAUUCGAAGUGAGCACCAACGCACCCGGAAAGGGUCAGAAGGUGGCCAUCCCGCCGACCCGUAAAGGCCAAAAAUCAGUCUUCCACGGGAAACUGGUGGCCGCGGCAAAACGCCGUCCUAAGGGCAUUGCCAUUGGCGGGAAACCAGCCCAAGACUCCACGGGAAAGGGCCCCCAGGACCCUGCGGCCGCCAUGGCGCCGUACGGUAAGGCGCGCCCCAACCAGACUGUCUCGAGCAGCACCUCGACUGGUGCUGGUCCGUACAGCAACGACGAGCGAGCCUUUAUCCCGCCGUCCACUCUCUCAGGAUGAAGACUACACCACGCCGGCAGCUUCCUCCUGGAGUCAUGAACUGGAUGAAGCCUACGACCUUGCAGCUCCGAGCACGCAAGUGUCGGCUGAGGACGAACUACCCGCCUCUACGCAGAGUGGUCAGGAACUAAAAUACGGCACGGGUGGCAUGGAUUACCUUCCGGCCAUUAUCAAAUAAAAGCCGCGUGAGACCUACACCAUCAACCAGUCCACCAAGAAAAUCCGGUGGACUGACCCCAUGGCAGGCCAGUCGGCUAUACUCUGCAAGGACCUGCUCCACAAAUGUGGAAAGCAGAUGGCCCACUUCCUCCGCCAUAGCCCAGAACUGGCGCGUCGACAAGUGGCCGAGGGCUGGGGGCGCGAGUGGAUCGACUUAGGUGACCUUCAGGAAACCCUCUACCAUGGCAAGCGUGGCGUUUGGUACCCGCUCGAAUACAUUCAGGCGGCUGCAGAGCAGACCAAUAGACAUGGUGGACUCCGCUUUGAAAUUGCCUACCACGAACCGGCUUACUACAUCCGCGCCACAUCGGGGCAAUCCGUGACCAACUGCACCGGAAACAAGCGCCUCACUACCAAAGCCGAAGCACAAGAAUGCGCCGACUUCCACGCACGGGCGCCAACGUUUCAGCCUGGCUUUGCUGUAUUCGCGGAAUGGUUAUCUUCCCACCUUGAGUACAAAGUCUCGACCUACCUACUUUACCAUCACCCAACUACCUGUGCUGUAGCAAACUCCAUCCACCGCCAACCACCCUACCCAACCACAGGCAUACUUGGCGCCAGACCUCCGCAGACGCCUUGGCAAAUAUUGGCCGAGUCGGCUACUUGCUGCCGAUGAGCCGCCAGCGCGUCCAUUGGGGGGACCAUCCGAAUCAUACCAAAUCGAAGGGUGGCGACCGUGUAUGGAUUUCGGUCCACACAGAUGACAUCAUCGGUGAAGGAGUCGCUCUCUAUGUGACUAAGACGAAACGCCAGUUAGUCACAGACCCAAUGCCGCUCUAUCUGUGUAGCGUCUACACCUUGGAACAACUUCCACAAGACUCAUAGAUAAUCAGACGUGAACCUGAUUAAGAGGAGGCGAGAGGCCACUUUCCGGGCCAGCUUUGAGGCUAAGUGCACCAGUGUGAGUAUUUGAGAAAAAUGCUUCGCCCCGGCUGCCUAAUCUCCACAUCUGAUUGUAGUGCUCACCAGCUGCGGCAUACCACGGAUUAUGACGAGAGAAAGUCACCCGUUGAGAGAAAGCGAGGUAGUCCACAAGCACCGACGCACGCCUACCCUAGAUAAUACCAUUAAAAUCAAUAUACAAAACCCAGUAAAAGUAGCACUUGCACAUUGGAAAAAAGCGCGACAUAUUCGAGAGAGAAAUAAAAUGACAUCACGUUUCUCCGCGCCGCUACAUGGCGCCUGGCUCGCGCUGGCUAUGGCCUCGUCCAAGGCCUCCGACUCCCAGCUGCGAAAGCAAACCUCGCAGCCCACAGCACUGGGAGACCCGACGUGGAGACCACCACCGUCGGAGACCACACCGCUCUCGCUACCCACACCAUCCCCGUCACUCAGACUAGAUAGGGCCACUAUCCCAAAACGGGAAUACCGCCACACCCUCACGCGCUACUGCAGCAGCGAGAGCAUCGCGCUGCAGUUGCAAGCGCAUGCCGAGGGCACCCUCAUCAACCGCAAGCACAGCUUUCACGUCUUCCGGGACUACUGGGCGAACCAGCUCCCGCAAGUCCGCCCUCCAUACUCCAUCGAGCACCUACGUACUUUCUGCCUCUGGAUCUCGGCUACCAAUGACAACUCCGAGCUGGCAAGCACCUACUUUGCCGCGGUAUCUCGCAGCCUCCUCAUGCCAGAGCUGGACCCACGCACCAACCAACCGCGCAACUGGCUCCAGCCGCACCCUUGCGCCAUUAAGGCACUCAACAUCGCCAAGGAUGACAUCCGGCGGACGUGCGCGGCACAAGCGCCCCUCAAGGCGCCACCUAUCCACGUGGAUGCGUGCCGACGCCUCCAGCCCGCAGCUCGCGCACUUGUGCGCCUGUGGAUCCUCCUAGGCAUCCGGUGGAGCAGCUUUGCCGAGCUCCGCCCGCACCACCUCCCCUACCACGCCGGCCGCAUCCUCGUAACAGUUAUUCGAGAUAAGACCGCGAACAAGGAGGGGCGCGCGGUUACCAUCCGCUGCAACUGUACCUCACCACAACGCGCGGACCUCUGCCCCAUCUGCGACGAAUCCACACCGCAACCAUCACUGCCAGCAGAUGAAAAAUCAACGAUGGAUAUCAUGAAACAACUAGGGGCAAAGUUCCACUCGCCUCGCCGAACCAAUGCCCUCAUGUCCGCGAAAGCGCUGGCCUCCGGCAAACGCUUCGGAUUUGAAACCUACAUGAAGGCAAGAGGCUGGAGCACCCUCGCGGCCGUCCUAUGCUACAUGAAGGACCACGCGGACCACGCGGAUGCAGCCCUAUUCCCCGUGGCCGGGGCACUCGACUACACCGCCGACGAUAGCAAGCGCAUAGCCCUACCUGCCACAACUAAAGACAAGGAUGAGAUCCAGGAAGCAAUGCGCAAUGAAACGCGCACCCGCGAACUGGACGAGAUCAAGUCUCUCUUGUCAACUAAGCACGACGCCACCGCCUACUUCAAGUCGAGAGACAAACUCCUCGCGGAAGGUACUACCCAAAUGAACGGACAAGAUGUCCGCACAAUUAAGGCCACGCCGAAAACUACAUACUGGCUGCAAAUCGGCGAUGAAAAAAGUCACCAAGAAGAAAACCACCUCCACCAGUACUCAAGACCAGGCACGGAAACAAUCACAGGCCGCUCCACUUCGCAAGAAAGUGAAGUCGACAUAAGACGCUUGGCGAAAGCCGCGCCUGGACAAAUGGCAAGUAAGUGACUGCUUCUUUAACCCAUGGUCUCACCGUGAGCAUGCCCAUAGGCAGGUAGCUUAGAUGGGAACAGUGAUUAUUGAAGCGUCAGCGUGUUGCACACCAAAGAACUGGCAGCUUCUGCUGCCUUUGGCGACAGUGAUCCAAAAAAGGGAUCCGGACACUCGUGCUCACCCACGCCCUCCUAGAGGCCUUCACUGCUGGAAGCAGGAAGCGAGCCAGAUGAUCGGUAGCAGUGAAUUUUAAUGCAGUGUAGCACUUGUCUGGCCGAUGGCCGCGAAGUGUGAAAUGAGUGUAAAUAUGAAUUCCUGCUGAUCUGCUCGGGUUCUCUCUAGUCGGUGUGUAUACUAUCGGAGAUCGUAGGUGACUAAAUAAGAACUUCACGCUCCGGAGAUCUCAGAUAGUCUUCUGGAUAACGAAAAUGAAAAAACCCACCCACCCACACCAGGAAGCAAGAGAUAGCCCAAGAUGACGUUGAAAAAACUAAAACUUGCAUGGAUUAAAACGGCCGACCAGUUAACUGAAACGGUCUGGCCACCACCUGUCGACCUACGCCUCUACCAACAAUACGCUAAAGCUAUACUGGACCAAAAACGUGAUCGAGAUAACAACACACAAGAAUGGACCAACACGGUGGCACAAGCCACCCGCUACCUCCUCGAGCUCCAGCAGGACACUGCGGAGACCAGCAAGGCGCGCAUCAAGAAAGAGAGCCCGGCGCACCUGCAGGAACUCCUCCUUUCGGAGCCACCUCGCAAUGUGGACGCCAUCGAAACCUUGGCCACCCUAAUCGACCACCCUGACACCACCUUCACCACGCGAGUCAUCAAAGCGUUUAACGCUAUCGCCAAUGGUGAUACCGCGGGAGUCUGGAAAGCCAAUCGCACCCCGUUCAUCCUGGAACCAGAAGUGGCCGACUUCUACAAGAAGGCCAUCCGUCUCCGCGCCACACCACCAGAGUUCGACGAUGACCUUCUCCAGGCACUCAUCGAUAUCAUCGAACAAGAUGCUCAAAAGGGACGGCAUAAGGAAAUCACCCGCGACGUGCUCCAAUGCCAACCGGCCACUGCUUUCCCCAAGGAUGAACCCACUGAAGAACGCCGCAAAAUCCGGCUUCUCAUCGACAACCGCGCCAAGAAUCACGCCACUACUGCCGCACACAAGAAAAACUAGAACUACAUGGCACCCGGAAGGUUCAAGAUCUCAGCGGCAUCGACAUGACACCAACCGGAAAGGAGCACACUUACAUCGCCUCACCUCUCGGCCAGACGCGCAAAGAAACCCAUGCACAUUUGCAAAAAGAACUGGCAACGGCGGCGGCAACAGCCACCCUGCCAGAGCCACGAGAUUCCUUUCCCUCACGGCCCUCGCGGGCCGCCUGUCUGCUGCCCUCACCUCCCUCAGCCAGGAGGUCGCACAUCCGCAGACACCACCGCCAGAGAUGGACUCCGAUGAUAUAUCCGAGGCCUACUACCUCUUUGGCAUCGACGACCCCAAGAGUUGCCCCAUAACGGGGUAUGACCCAAGGCAGAGGGCAUGCCGCUUCUGGGUCAGCUAUGCGGUCAAUAUGGGCGCCGAACCCUCCGUCCCGGCAUUUUGCCGCCUCUCGGAGUUACUAAUGGCCAUCUGCAUCUACUUCAAAGCCCCAAUGUUGGCCUACAUCGACGACCAGAACUACUUCGCCGCAACAACGCAGCAAAUCUUUGCUGCGAAGACUUUCAUCCACCAGCUGGCAGCAUGCCUUGGCCUGCCGCUUUCCAAAAAACCGGCGGCGGGCCAGUCUUCAGCCAGAACUGACACUCUGAAGGCCUUAGGCCUCAUGUACCACUACACUAGGUCAGUUGACGCCACCCUUCUCACGCUUAUGCUGCCGACCAACUACUACAUCAAGCCCACGAAAGCGCUCGACACCACCCUCACGCAAAUCAGAAGCAAGUCACUCGUCCUCAAAGACCUACAGAAGCUGGUCGGGCUGGCGACCUUCGGCACGCAACACACCCGAUCGAAGAUCGGCACCGAGCUGCUCCGCCCGCUAUACAAAUGGCUCGACGAGUCACUCUUUCACACCCUCAAAAAAUGCAAGAAGCGCCGCAGCAUGCUCCGCAUCCACGUUGUGGCGCUGCAACACCUCUUGCCGAACCUACCGCGAAUCAUCCACGGCAAGACAGCCUCACGAAUUAUGCAGUCCUACCUUGCCACGGAUGCAUCGUCCGACGGUGGACCCGAUGGGCAACCCGUCCUAGGUGCCUUUCACAUUAACGCACAAGGAAAGCGCCAAGCCUUCACUGUAUUAAUCAACCGCCGGCACAUCGAAGACGUCAUCGGUAACACUAUCCGCAUCGAAGUCCUCGAAGCAGUGGCUACCUACCUCGCCCUCACCACCUGGGCAACCGCGAACGACCUCAUGCGCAUCUCCCUCGACAACGUCACUCAACUCUACGCGCGCGCGAAGAUGGCUGCAAAAUCAUCGCACCUGCUAAACAUCGUCACCAAAUCCACCUUGCGCGCCGCCUCAGCCGGACAGCGCACCUUCUACCGCAACCGCUAUGCCAACGCCCCCUUCAACAUAGCGGACAUCUUCUCGAGAGAGGAUUGCGCCUCCUUCCGCCACUUACUGGCCGAAGUCAUCGAAGUACGACAACCAAACUGGACAGUUGUACUUAAAAACCUCAACCAGAACGCACUGCUACCGGAGGUUAUGGACUCCGGCCCCGGCCGAUACCCGAAAGCACACACAGCCUACCCCUCUUCCAGCGCCACCAUGUGAUAAUCAACCACCCACGAAAAAGCAACGCAAGUAAGUGACUGCUUCCUACCUUAACCCAUGGCCUCACCGUGAGCAUGCCCAUAGGCAGGUAGCUUAGAUGGGAACAAUGACUAUCGAAGCGUCAGCGUGUUGCACACCAAAGAACUAGCAGCUUCUGCUGCCUUUGGCGACAGUGAUCCAAAAAAGGGAUCCUGACACUCGUGCUCACCCACGCCCUCCUAGAGGCCUUCACUGCUGGAAGCAGGAAGCGAGCCAAAUAAUCGGUAGCAGUGAAUUCUAAUGCAGUGUAACACUUUACGCAGAAGCGCUGUCGUUGUGGCCCUUGUUUACACAAAGUUGGUUGACCCACCAAAAUCCUCACACAAUCAGUCAAUUUCGCCCUUAAUACUACGUGGCACAACCCCUAUGCAUCGCGAAUUUACUGGAUUCAACGUGAUUCGCCGUAGCUGAAUUGCCUUUGGCUAAACUCAAAACUUUUCGAGUAUUGUUAUCGAUUCAAUUUAUUUCACAGUGAUACUGUGGCCAACCUUUGUUGGUCAUUGUGGCGCACCGCGAGCCGCUAGGAUUUGUCGCUGCGGAGUGAGUGAGAGAAUAUGAGGUGGCGCCACUGUGAACGCGCGAAAAGCUGCUGAAAUCAAUCGCCAGACUACAACGAAUUACUAUUAGUAUGAUCACUACUAUUGUCGCGUCGCGUGUUAAAAAAAUGAAUUUCAUGAAACUGCAACGUGUGUUGCAGUCGUCGGGUGUUAACGAAGUCACUCGCUCCGACAGCCCUUUUAUGCACGCGCGUGAUAUUGCCGACGCCGAGAGGCGCCAAAGUCAACGGUCAGAAAAAGCGAAAUACACAGAUCAGGACAUCAUCGACAAAACCACCACAGAGCAUCCUUUUCCAUCCGACGUCGCGAGAGCAGUCGACGAGGAAUUGUCAAAGAACUUGGGCCCGCCUGCAGGCUUGUCCUGUCAACAACGCGUGACGGCUGGAGUGCUAAAGGAGUCCACUAAUUCAUUAUCUUCAACUUCUGCCGCAAGUCGCGAUCUUGUCAGCAGUGGCUACGGCACUUUGUCGAACACAGCUCCGCGCUCUCCUGCCAACCCGGGGCUUGAAGACGGAGCCAAGGUAGUCACAGACAGAAGUGAGCUGUUGCCCUCUGAAGCUGGUGCUUCAUCCCCUGACUUUGUGACGGUCGUUGAACCGCAGGACGGCGCUGCUAGUGAUGUCGCCACAAUACUGGGCGAUGCUGACUUUGCACUGGAAUUGCAAAAGCUGAAAGAUACCGUCUCGGAGUUAUCUGACACGCACCAAAAGUUCCUAUCAUCUCUGAACGACAAAGGCAGCAAGAAGUACGAACCGUGCCCCAAGCUGCAUGCGUCCGCCAUCGACCUUGAAAUAUUCAAACGUGGCGCGUCACUGUUCGAACAAUUUCCGAUAAGAAACGAACUCAGAGAAGUGCUGACUGACGCGGCUCGCGAGGGCGUGGCGUCAUCUCUUGCGGCUAACUCAGCCAAAACCUAUCCGUCCAUUUUGUGCCGCAUUGUGCCGGUGGUCUGUGCUGUUCUGCAGUUCGUCCUUUGGCCGAUCACAAACGACGACGAGGCGCUCCUCUUCUUCCCCAUCUUCUCCAAGUCGCGCGUUUGCCACAUCAACUACUUGCACUAUGACGCACGAACUAAAAUAAGCGCUAUUAGGUGGAACACCUUUCAACGUCUGUCGUCAGCGAUCGCUGCUUUCAACAGUGCCAGAAAUAUUGACUACGCCCUUGCCGACAAGGGCACUCGUCUGAAACGCCACUGGUUAGGCUUCAAAAAGCAAGCCUAUCACUGCCCUACAUCCAGGAAGUUCACGCGUACCUACCGACAAGUAGCAAGCUUCAUCUUCGACUCCCUCGUCGCAUGGAAGAAAGUGAAAAAGAGUCUGGCAAGCGAAAAACUGGGACCCGGCAUCCCGUCGAUGACGUUGUGCAACAAGGAACUUCUCAGAGCAUCCAUUGUCCUUCAAAAAGCGGCUAUUCUUGCCGUCGGCUUCUUCGGCGUCCGCAGGAGUGACGAGUUGCGUCAGUUGAAAGCAAACAACAUCUUCGCAAUCGGGGACCACAUCAUGCGCAUCUAUGUGGCAGCGGCGAAGAGCGAUGUCUUUGCGUCAGGACAUAAGGCUGCCAUGCCGACACUCUGCAUUCAUGACCUGCUUCGCUGCUGGAUCAAGUUCGCAGGCAACUUCUUCCUAUAUUUCCUUAACCGCGCGUGGGCUUGUACCAACGAGCCGCUUUUGUUUUCUUCCCGAUCGGCAUCAACAAUAUCCUUUCUCGGGGAAAUCCAGCGGGGAAGGAUUUUAUCCGCAAGGCGAUAAGCGAGGCUCUAGGCAGCCACGAACCUCCUUGGACAGUAGGAGGCAUUUCUCUCCGCAAGGCUGGAGCGCAGUUUUUCACGCAUUGGGACUCAUAUCGUAAGUUGGCCUACUUUCAAGGUGGUUGGCGUAGCGCCUCUAUGUUGGACGAGGUAUACGCCCCACCCACUAUUACGGAUGUAGCUCACAGAGUAAACGACGUUGCUGCUCGCGCAUCUGCUGCGUUAAAAACCGAGAAGGCUCUUGAAAAUCUCGAUAAGUACUAUACUCGCAAGGUUUUUGAUAAAAACAAAAUGAAAGGUUGGGCUUUGUCUUUGUCUUUUGAUCACGUUACUGCCGUGGACGUCAGGCGUGCAGCGCCGAACAUGUCGACCGAUAUCACCCUCGACUGCAUCGACCGAGCGACUUUCGGCAAACUAUACGACUUCAUGAAGAGUAGCACGGUCUAGGAAUAUGGAGGCUCUUUCUUCUCACGAGAAACGUCGGGGCAUUUGCCCACGCUCGGUGUAUUCAUUGCAAUGCUACCUGGAUUAUGGUCUUCCGCUCGCCCACAAUGGCAUCCUUCCAUACCUGAACUCUCGUGAUGGGCCGAGAGACAUCUGGCGAGAUUGCGAGGACAUAAAUCAAAAAGCAGUCAAUGGACUGUCGACGAAUAUAGAGGAAUGCACUAGAUGGGGCAUUUCGCCGCUCUUCGUCGAACGCUGGCUCGGUGGCCUACGUUUCGAUGUCAUUGAUGAUGAUUGCGCAAUUUCCCAGUCAGACACUUACGACUCCACAGUUUUGCACGAAGGCGUCUUUGUAUCCGAAGUUUUGCGACUUGUUGAAAUGAAGAAAGUCGCCAUUUACGAUAGCAACGGCCUUGACUUCAAAUUUCGUAGCACCCUCCCCCCAGCGUACCUCAUGGUCGCACCUGCGUCGGUGCUCCUGCAAAAGGGGGGCGAGAAGAUCAGGCUGGUCAGUGAUUGGAGCGCGCCCACCUGCCGACUAAAUCAAUCGAUUUUCUCGACCCCAGUGGACAACGCGUCAUGGUGGGACCUUUUCGCCCUAAUGCGGCCUCGCUGCUUUGUAUCCGGUCUGGACCUCAAAGAUUGCUUCCCCCACUGGUUGCUUCACCCGCAACACAGGCGGUUUUUCGGCCUUGAUCUUCCGUCCAUUGGCAAAAAGGCGACGCGCCUUUUUCUGCCUUUCGGCAUCGCCCCCGCGCCGGGCGACAACGACCUGAAUGUCAAAGAAAUUAUUCGUGUUUGUCAUUCGGCUGGUGUGAAGUCGCAAAUGUUAGAUUACGUCGAUGGUAUCCGUUCUAUCCUUCCAGGUGAGGACUGUCUCUCACGUGAAGAAACUGGCUUGGACCUCCGUAGGCAAUUUUUUCUGAUGACUUCCUUAGGGUGCAAACUCCACCACAAAGAAGGUAAGCGCGUCCCAGCCUCGCAAGUGUUUCCUUGGUUAGGCUUCGAGGCGGAUAGUACCGCUGCCAUGCAAUUGCGGAUCGAGCCGUCUAGAUGUCGCGACUAUCACUAUGUGGAUUCUAUCGGCAAUUUCCUUUGCGCAUACGAAAUCUCGGGCAAAUGCAAAGUCAAGGAUUUAGCCUCGACCAAAGGCAGGCGCGGUUCCUGCACCUUCGUAGUUGACCGAGGUCCCCUCACCUGCAUGCAAGACGACAUCAUGAGCACGGGCGCUCCAAAGCAGUGGCAGCAUAGCAAGCACUUCAACCCAUCGCUCUCGUCGUCUCUUGGCUGCUUAAAGGAAGUCUGUUGGUGGAGAAAAACGCUCGCCAGUAACCCGGCAGCUCCGAUUUUCUACAACGGCAGCCGUUGCUUCAUGUGGCGUGAAGAAGUCAUUGCUUUCGGAGCACAGUUUCUCCGGUCGGUUCCCAGUGGCCUCCUUGUCACCGUUCAUGGCGAUGCUGCAACCUCAUCAGGCUGGCACCGGCUGGGGCGGUUCAGUUGCAGGUCAUCACUUUCAAGGCAUGUUUCCGGAUGAGUGGGCGGCUGCGUCUAUCAACGCGAAGGAAGCCAUCACGCCGGUGCUUCUCCUCUCUGCAUACCGAGACGCUGGGUUUCAAAUCUCUGGGAAGAUCAUAAUGCACUACAGAGAUAACCCAGCAGCAAAAAAGGCCUGUAACAAGGGUGCUUUUUCAUCUGACGAAAUGUCUAGGGCGUCACAUCUGACCCGCUCUUUCGUCGUGGAGAACUGUCUCGAACUAGUGGCGGCUAAAAUCUUUGGGAGCGCGAACCCGAUCGCAGAUUCACUUUCUAGGUUUGACGAUGUUGUUAACGCGAUGCGCGACUCCUUUCCAGACAGGUGCUUGUCGUUGCGUGCUUGGAACAGCGUCUCACUCAAGCUUCCGGGUUUCAACACAAUUGCAAUGGGAUCCGACACGUCUGCCGCCUUUCCCAUUCUUCAGCGCCAGUUCUCAACUCAGGAUCCACCUUUCCAGAAUGUGCCGCAUCUGCUUCACAGCAAGCGUUGGUGGUUCCCGCCAGUCCCCCUCGUGUGCGCGUCGUUGAAGUUCCUCGACAAGCUUGCCACAAACGUUCCGGAAAAAUGCAGACCGCGCUUCGCCAUCCUCGUGCCUCUUUUGAACGGUCAACUCCUCCCGCUUUGCUCCCAGUUGUUCCGUCAGAACGCACUCAAGUCGGGCACUAAGUUGUUUCGAGUUGGUACCGACAAACGUGAACUGGCUGCUGAUACGGAAUACUACGUCUACUCCUCUGCCCCGUUUCAAAUUUGGAAUUCGCCUUACAGCCCUCCCAGUCACCUCCUGCCCCAGAUGAAAUUGCUAUUACGAAGUGCCAGACUCAAAGCCACCUCCAACCUCAUCGACCGUGUUAUCAUCGGCGACGUCGCAUCCUCACCAGACGACGCGAUCAUACAUAUCUGCUGCUGCGUUCCGGUGCAGCCUAAGGGCGUUGCUGCGUCCGUCUUCCGUGCGCACCCUUACGCCUCGAAAUACAAGCCUCCGCCCAGUGCAAAACCUUUCGGUGACUUUGAACCUAUUGGGAAAAUUUUGAACAUUUACGCAAUGUUUUUUCCGGGUCCACCGCGACCCCACCCAGAAAAAACUCAUGUCAUUGAUUCACAUGCUUCCCGGUUAUCUUACUUUUCGUCCUGUAUGGACCGUCUUCCACUUCACGUCGCUCGGUCUGGGCUCACCACAGUAUCACUCCCUCUUGACAUUGGCGCAGGAUUUUGCGGGGGCCGCGUAGUUGACUACGCGCAAGUAUUGGGCAGAUUUGUCUCCAAAUGUUGCCCUUUGAAUAUUCGCGUCCCAUUUUAUCAGUCUCCAGCCAGUCGCUGACCGUUCAUCUAUGUUGCUUAUUUUGCCUCUAUCACACUCGAGAAGCACUUUUCGGCUUUCUCGUGUGAGUGUUCCGCUGGUAGGCUAGUCUGUUGUGCCGACCUACCAGCAAAAUAGUUAUCGCCCUUUACUGACUGCGCCUUAGUUGUCGUCUCAGUCACUGUUAUGCAAGGACGUUGUAGGUGUUCGUCAUAACUGAUUGGGGCGAUAACAAGUGCUGGCAUCGGUUUUACUUCAUAUGUCGGAUUCUUAUCGAGGGGGCCGCGCAUCCUACACGCGGUGCACGUGAUGGCCACACGUGUAUAUCGUUAUCGCUAUCGCUAUCGCUUUCACUAUCGCGCUUUCGAAUAUCUCCUAUCCUUUCUGUAUCGCUAUCGCUUUCGUCUUGUCUCCUUUAGAAAAAACAAACCCACCCUCCUCUCCCUCUCGUUUCGGUCUCGCAACACCUCGUCCUCCAGCGGAGCACUCUUUCCUUUGCCUCUAUCACACUCGAGAAGCACUUUUCGGCUUUCUCGUGUGAGUGUUCCGCUGGUAGGCUAGUCUGUUGUGCCGACCUACCAGCAAAAUAGUUAUCGCCCUUUACUGACUGCGCCUUAGUUGCCGUCUCAAUAAAGCAUGGGCAGAAUCCUGUGAUUGAGCCCUUCACCGGAAAAACCAAGUUGAUGGCGCCAAUUGGCACUUCUGCCGAGCCGGACUGGGUACUGUGGGAUUCAGACUGGUUGAGAUCUGUGGAAACGAUGCCACAGUUCGCACAGGCUGAAGGCUUCUUCGUCAUCUCAGCAGCACAGCAGAGAGCGCUCUGUGCGAUGGCCGACGCCUCCGAUGCACGUUUCGAGAUCAAGGAGGUGGCGCCGUUUUUACCGGAUGGGUCACACAAUCUCGGAGCGCCGCCAGGUUUUUCGCGAGCUUGGGACAUAAUGCCGAAGCGUCCAGAGCUCCCCGAUGAAGGUAGGCCAAGUCUCAAACUCAAUCUCCACAGCGGUGCACCACUGCUGCUGCCUGGACCGAACAAGUCGGACAAGAGCGGGGCGAGCGCUGUUUCGUUCUGGGUGCCAGAGAAAGGCACCGCAGAAAAGCGUGGCGCACAUCAAUAUCCCUGGUGCCCUACAAUGUCGUCGUCCGUCAUUUUCAUGGCGCAGAUACAAAGAGACGACUUGCAUACUCCGACCAAGGCAGGCGCAGGAUGUGGCCAACAUGAUGCUGUCGAGCCGGAAUGGGUUGUGUGGACGCCGCCUCCCACAACUGCUACAGUGGACGCGGAGGCUCCGCGGUUCUCAACCGAGGGUAGCAGCGGCAUCAUCAUCUCAGCAGCACAAAUGCGCGCAGUCCUUGAGCAUGCCGGUGCCAUGAGUGGUGACGCACAGUCCCCGGUCACGGAGAUAGGAUCAGGAGAACCCGGAUUUUCUGGAGCUGCAACAGGAAGUGGUGGGCAAUCAUCGCCAUCGUCGUCACAGCCUCCACCUUCUCCUCCUACACUAGCCGGGUCUGCUAGUAGUGAAAAUAGAGAUACUCAUCCGUCCGAGUCCGGAAGCAGAGCAAGUGGUUCACCUAGCGGACCGCCACCAGGGUCCUCGCAAAGGUCGGAUAGUCACAUUGAGAAAAGGCCAGAAGUUGAAGCGGGUACACAACUAAAGUGGAGGAGGAACAAUAAUGCACGCGAGAACCGCCUAGUAGUGCUGCUUUCUCAACGCGCCGUCGCCAACAGUGGCAAAUUGUCGUCGUCUGGUCGUGAGAAUGAGUUGCCUAUUAAUAGCGAGGGUAUAACUACGACAGCCAAUACUGUAACAGUUGCGAAAAUAGUCGGCGAAGCAGAAAAAUGGCUUCUGUGGACUGAAGGCGGUGAGGACCAAGAGAAGCCCGACUUCUACAUCAUCUCGUCAGAACAGAAGAACGCGAUACAUGGGACCAUAGUGUAUCUCGACUGCUGGACAAAAGUGGAGAUGCAAAAAGAAGGACCGCAAUUAUCAUCAUCGUCAUCAUUAUCAUCGCCACCACCUUCGUCACCACCUUCGUCAGCCGGGUCUUCUAGUGGCGGAGCAAGAGCUGGGCCACCUAGUGCAGGAGCAGCUGAGGCACCCAAUGCCGGAACAACUGAGCGAACCAGUGUAGGAGCAGCUGCCAAGUCACUGAAAGGGUUCUCGAAGACGUGGGGCGGGGACGCUAUGGAAAAGCCAAGAGUAGAAGUAGAGGUUGAAGAACUAGUACGGACACGAGGAGAACACAAUGCGCAGCUGCUUUCACGAGCCGACCUCGACAGAAGUGGACCUAUCUACACUGCUGCGCAACGUACUGAGCAUGACCGUGGGGAGAAGAAGUUUUUCAUCUAUGUUGACGAUCCCACACGACCGCUGAGCAUGACGGGAGCCACAACAAUCCGAAUGGCGAAAAUAGCCAAAAGUUGCACUACAGGAGCAGGAAAUGGAGAGGAAGUAAAUGAAUGGCUUCUGUGGGAUGCCCACAAGCCCGAGUUCCACAUCAUCUCGUCGGACCAUCGAGAGUGCAUACUCAGGAAUACAAAGCCCUGGAAAAAAGUGGCGAUACAACAAGGAACAAGCAGUGGCCCGCAAUCUUCAUCACCGCCAUCACUAUCAUCAUCAUCAUCACCUCGGCAGCAACAAGGACCUGAUCCAAAACCCCAACAGGAGCCGGGCAAGGCGGGACUCUGGAGAAAGUGGGAGAUUUCGCCAAGGCCCCCAACGUUAGAAGGCAAUAAGUAUGCGCAUGAGGAACUGAGGUGGGUUCGUAGCUAUAGUCAGAAUGGUAGUUAAGGCUUAGAGUAUUUCAUCUUAAGAAGCGUCUUUGAUUGCUUUCCUAAGGGGGAAGUACGUCAGAGAUGCUCUUCCAGAUGAAUAAAAGUACGCUCUAAGGUCAGCUUGGCAAACGUGAGCCACUGCCAGGCAAGUUUGGCUACUACAGGGGGACACGCCCGCCGAUAAAAAUCACCUUGUUUCGUGACAUGGAACUUACGCUGGACACCCGUGACGAAAACCCCAUGAUGCUGGCGCCACUGCAAAUAGACGACACGCAUAGGCGUGAAGACUUCGAACCGGAAUGGGCUCUGUGGAAGCGAGGGGCCGACCCAAACCGACCUGCGCAAUUUUCGGAAGCGGAUGUCUUCUACAUCAUCUCAGCUGAACACAUGAAAGCGGUGAGAUACAGAGUCGAUCGCCGUUACACGGACGCGGCCAAGCACAGGUAUGCGCUCGACCAGAUUUUGCACUUCUCUCAUACGGUUUCGUCGGAAGAUAGUGCUAGAAGUAUCGCGCAAGCGAAAAAUGAUGGUUCUAGUAGUGCUACUAGUAGAGAACCGCAGGGACCAAGUACUGAUAAUGAAUGGGCAAAACCAGAUCCUCCGAAAUAUUCUAGUGACGGGCCUCCACCUGGUCCCGGAGUACGACCAGGCACUGCUAGUCCACGGCGACCUCCUUGGCCACAACAAGAAGAAGAACAUCAUGGACGAUCAUUUGCUGGUCGUGCUGAUCCAGGAGCAGGUGGAGGACCGCAGCGACCAACUACUGCUAGUGGAGGAGAACGAAGUGGAGAGCCAAGCACUUCGCGGCAAACUACUCGAGGACCAGACAAUGGGCCCAGUGCUGCCAAAACACCAGAGGCCCCAUCUGGUAGAAGAAGAAGACACAACUAUCCUGGCGCACCUGGAAGUAGUAGAGAAGCCGCUUCUGGCCAAACUAGUGGAGGAACCGCUUCUGGCCAUCAUAGUGGUGGUGGAGGAACCGCUACUGGCCCACCUAGUGGUGGUGGAGAAACCGCUUCUGGCCAACGUACUGGUGGUGAAGGAAACGCUUCUGGCCAACGUAGUGGAGGAAACCCUUCUGACAAACGUAGUGGUGGUGGAGGAAACGCUUCUGGCCAACCUAGUGGUGGUGGAGGAAACGCUUCUGACAAACGUAGUGGUGGUGGAGGAAACGCUUCUGGCCAACGUCGUGGAGGAAAAGCUUCGGGGUCGGAAACGUCUGGGUCUAGUGCAGGAUCAGCCGAGCAACAGAAAGGCAAUGGAUCUGCAGGUACUAGUGAAACUAUCUAAUCGCAGAAAUAUAAAUGACCUAAAAAAUCGCAUUGCAAUAAAUAUUCAUUAUUCUUGGCCCCCCUUGUCCAUUUUCAGCGGAAAAACCCCAGUCGCGCGACCCGGCAAACUUUGGCCGCUUUUCAGUCGCUAAACUUGGUCGCGGCGCCCCUUUUUCGUGCUGUUUACUGGUUCCGCAGUGCUGCUUUCUGAACGAACCGGCAGGCGGAACGCGGAAACGUCUCGCACGCAGCCGGCUUUGGGGUGCUCUUUGGUUUUUCAGCUCUAAGUUCGAAGCCCUAGCCGAGUCCCAAAGGCGGCUGGCGUCUAGUGAGCCUCCCCUCGGUGAGUAAAUCUUAGCAUCGAGAGAAGCCGCUCCCGCCCGAGCCGCGGCCAGCUCGCUUCGGAGCGUGGCGGACGUCAGGGGCCUCGGGGUUUCUGAAAGCCUCGGGCAGUCUCAAAAACCAGUGGUUUUUCAGCCUUUUCUCGGUUGGCUGACCGGGGAAAGGUCUCAAAAACCAGUGGUUUUUGGGCCCAGCUAAGAUCUUGAGAAGUUCUGAAAAUCGUGAGGGGUCUGAAAAACCCCUGGUUUUUGAGACGGCGCUGAACUUUCAGAAAUCGCCUGAUUCUGAAAAUAUUCAGCCGGCUGAAAAACGACGGGUCUUUCAGCGGGAGGGGAUCCCCCAGGAGUCGCGCGAUUUCUGAAAGCUUCUGACGGGCUCCAAAGCCGCACGCUUUUCGGCCCCGCCUUUUUAGUAGGUGCAUCAAGAAGGGCGCGACAGAGGCUGCGGGCCUUUGAGAAAGCGCCGGGCUUUCAGCAGUCGCUCGGCCUCAGAAGUCGGGCGCUGCCCAUUGAGCCUCUCGCGGUUUUUCACCUUCGCCGCCCUUGUUCUAUUGCUGCUUGGGGCCUGAUUCGUUGGUAGGCGUGCGAGAGGGGUCCGCGCCGUGCUUCUUGGGAGGUGAAUGUGCCCGCUUUUCGUCCCAAAAGCUUGACUGGGAAUCUUCCACUCAAUCUGGGGGCCAUUCUGAGAGUCAUGUAAAUACUCUUCAACUUCAACAUAUUCGUCUCAGAUUCAGAAAAGUCAGAAGUUCUUCGAGUGCUCCACUUGUUUACUUGAAUGCGAUUUUUUCAGCUCUUGGGCCGCCCCCGUGCGAGCUAGAAUCAGUGAACACGCCGGAUAAAAGGCAAAUAAAGCUUGACGGCAUACCCAAAGAUGCGUGCGACAAUUUCAAAAAAUAUGGCGCCACUCAUUGAAAACAAGGGUAGGGGAAGACUGUCGGUCCACCUGACAAGUGAGAAGAGCCCAAAAAAGGGGAACGGCCUUCCCCUAUUAUAACAUUUUCAAUAAGGGGAAGCAUUCUUCAAGGAGUUGUCCUCGAAGGGCUCCGAAAGGCUUAUGCAAGGCUUUUCCUUCAAUUUAGAUUAAUGACAGUGCAAGUCUAUUUAUUUCAUAUUCAUACAUAUUUAUUAACUGUACUGGUUUGAACCUACAGCUUCGCGCAGUUGUCAGUCACAGCAUUACCAUCUUCGUUUUCGCUGUCUUCAUAUCAACCCUCGCCAUCUAAAGUCUACUUGUAUCAUUUUCCUUCUCCCAUGAAGAUAAAGGCAACGAGAACUAAAAAUAUGACACAGAAUUAUGCUGAGAAGAUGGAAGCAUAAUGGCUUCAGGAUUUGUAUAGACUCACUACACCUCUGGGCUAAUAUCCCUUCGCGCAAUGUAGAGUAUGGCCAAGGCAACUUUUCUAAGUAGCAGAAGGGGAGGAUCAACGACGGAAGCUGUUCAAGCACGCACUGCUUCGCUAUCACCCGGACAAGCAGUCGAACCAAGAGACGAUAGCGUGGACGACUCCGCUGUUUCGAUUUUUGAUAGAUGAAUGCAAGCCACCCGAUAAGAAAUAAGGAGAAUAGGAGGUAGAAAAAGGAGGAUAAUACGAGGUGGGAACAUGUCAUCGGCGAAGAGGUCGCGGAGGUGGAGAAAAGGCAUGAAUACAAGUAGGCGUUAGGAGAUCACAUUGACGAAGCAGCAUCUUCCAAGAAGUUGUAGCAAGUUUUUACCAUUGUACAGAUUGAAACAGGCUGAGGCUGUGCGAAACAUCAAAAGCAACUUCCUUAUUUUUCAUUACAGUGCUGUCUUGCCUGUGUCGUCGGUUUUAAUAUUAUAACAACCGUUAGACUUUCAUCAGAGGACUAUUAUUUUUCAUUACAACAAACCAACAUAUUAACAGAAUUACAACAAUACGACAGAUGCGCUUUUAGCAAAACAGAUGAGGGCAGACGAUUUGUAAAAGUUUCAGAAAGACUAGGCAAACACUUUUUUCGCAAAACAAGCCGCGGCUCACGCUCGUCCACUGGAUAGCAUAAACAAAAGUGAGCCUGUAUAGAUAUCUCGUCAUGGUCAACAGCAGCUGCCACUGUAUAUAUUUAUAAGGAGCAGGCGCAUGGAAUGAGAAGAAGAAGCAGUAAUAAUAGUUGUUGUAGACUGCAUCGACCAACAUAGAUAAUGUACCUGUACCUUACUUCGGGACGUCGAAGACGAUCACAACUAGAGAGCAAUACUGGCGCGAUGUUGUAGUCGAAGAUCUGGGAGCUUCGUAGGCGUGCCAAAGAAAAGGACAACUUUCUUUAAAUGUUCAUCUUAGGAGACUCGCGUCCUGGUCGUGUAUCAUCAGGAGUACUCAUGAAUGAAUCCGCUUUCUUCUCGCUCUCGGAAGUGACAAGAACAUCGG